AUGAGUCAGAAGCAUUACAUUAACACGCUCCUGGACAAGUUUCACAUGCAGGACUGCAAGACUGCACAAACACCACUGCCGAUGGGCUUCAAAGACUCCUUGGAAGCUAAUGAGAAUGAAGAGCCGCCAGAUCUACCAUAUCGUAGUCUUGUGGGCAGCCUUCUGCACCUGUCAACAACCACAAGACCCGACAUUGCAGUGGCUUGUUCAAUGCUGACACGAAGAAUGAGUACGUACACCGCAACGGAUUUCUCAACAGCCAAACGAGUGCUACGCUAUCUGAAGGGCACCAUUCAUUACACACUGUGCUUCGAAGCCAAGCAUCGUCACAACGACUUAGUGGCCUAUACCGAUGCAUCAUUCGCAUCAGACCCUGCCACGGGCAGGUCAAGAACUGGGUAUGUUGUCAAUCUUGCCGGAGGCCCUAUCUCUUGGUGCUCACGACUUCAACGACACGUUACAACUGCAACGGCCGAGGCAGAGUAUGUUGCUGUUGGAGAAGGCAUGCAAGAAGUCAUCUACCUUCGACAAUUGCAAGAAGAACUGCUUGAUGCACCACUGCCUCAUGCCACAACGGUGCACACAGACAACCAACCCGCUAUUGCGGUUGGAAACAUGGCAACCUCAAAGAUGCGCCACAUCAGAUUGCGAUAUCACCUCACACGAGAGUGUAUUGCUGACAAUAUCGCCACGCUCAAAUACAUCAGCACCAAAGACAACCCUGCUGAUCUAUUCACCAAGCUGCUAGACAAGCAGACCAUGAUUCACCACAUCUCGACACUACUCAAUGUUGAGAGUUCACAACAAGUGACACAAGCCAGCUCCACGGAGCAGAGCACGCGACUCCCUCUGACGACACGAGACAACUCCUCUGCAAGGCAAGAGAAACUCCUCUGA
Molecule: messenger RNA, 897 nt
Organism: Salpingoeca rosetta
Lineage: Eukaryota; Choanoflagellata; Craspedida; Salpingoecidae
Exons: 1
Coding region: 1-897 (298 amino acids)
Source: RefSeq, a predicted model, not a curated record